AUGUAUAAUGUUAUCAUUGUUUUCCUGAAAUAGGUAGAAACAGAUGACCAAACAGCGCUUGUUAGUAAGCCCAGGAAUAAAGGAGGAAAUAGUAAUCUUGCAUCAGCUGGAUUUAACAUUAUCAACUCUAUCAUUGGAUCAGGCAUUAUAGGAUUGCCAUAUUCAAUGAAGGAAGCUGGUUUUCCACUAGGAGUACUGCUUUUAUUUGGGGUUGCCUAUAUCACAGAUUAUUCUAUUAUAUUACUGAUCAAAGGAGGAAACCUCUCCAAUACCAACACCUAUCAAGAGCUGGUCAGAAAAACAUACGGUCUUGUAGGUUAUCUAAUUCUUUCAACUCUUCAAUUUUUAUAUCCAUUUAUUGCUAUGAUCAGUUACAACAUAAUAACAGGAGACACUUUAACUAAAGUUUUUCAGAGAAUUCCUGGAGUUGGACCAGAUAACGUGCUUACUGACCGUCACUUCAUAAUUCUUCUUACCACCAUCAUCUUUACCUUGCCUAUAUCUUUAUAUCGAGACAUAGCAAAACUGGGAAAGGUAUCUCUUAUUUCUCUGAUUUUAACCGUUGUCAUCCUGAUUAUUGUGAUGGUGAGAACAGUAACAUUCAGUCCACAAGUACCCAGAUCAGAAAAUGCAUGGAUAUUUGCAAAAUCAAAUGCAUUACAAGCUGUUGGGGUGAUGUCAUUUGCAUUCAUCUGCAACCAUAACAGCUUUUUAAUAUAUGGCUCUCUGGAAGAACCUACACUAAAGAACUGGUCUCGAGUCACACAUGUGUCUGUCUCACUCGCUGUUGUUAUCAGUGUAGCGUUCGUUGCAUGUGGAUAUAUGACUUUUACAGGAUAUACAGAAGGAGAUAUAUUUGAAAACUACUGUAGAGAUGACAACCUUGCUACAUUUGGAAGGUUUUGUUAUGGAGUUACUGUAAUUCUGACCUUCCCUCUUGAAUGUUUUGUGACCAGAGAGGUGAUUGCCAAUGUGUUUUGCCAUGGGAACCUCUCAACAGUUUUCCAUAUUGUUGUGACAGUAAUUAUUAUUGCUGUGGCAACUGGUGUGUCAUUAGUAUAUGAUUGCCUUGGAAUAGUUUUAGAGCUGAAUGGAGUUCUGAGUGCUACCCCACUUGUUUUUAUCAUCCCAACAGCGUGUUAUCUAAAGCUAUCCAAAGAGCGAUGGAACCAUUCAGAUAACCUCAUAUCCUGCCUGAUUCUUGCUGUCGGUGUGCUAGUGAUGACAGUUGGGUUUGUUUUGACUAUCUUGCAUCCCCAAGAAUGUAGCCAUGGAAAAGAAAUGUUCUACUGCUUCCCUAGUAAUGUUUCUUUUCACAACACUACACUUCCACCAUAG
This is a messenger RNA of Egretta garzetta (little egret), 1338 nucleotides long. It is a transcript of the gene SLC38A11, whose product is annotated as solute carrier family 38 member 11. The record is from RefSeq and is a predicted model, not a curated record. The transcript is spliced from 11 exons. Gene Ontology annotation, molecular function: amino acid transmembrane transporter activity. Lineage: Eukaryota; Metazoa; Chordata; Aves; Pelecaniformes; Ardeidae. Gene Ontology annotation, biological process: amino acid transmembrane transport. Bases 166 to 1338 code for a protein of 390 amino acids.